UCGGCGUGGUCGUUUGGCGCCAGCAUUUCGCGGGGAGCAAUAAUAGAGACGCAGAAGAAGCAGCAUUAAACAAUAAGUAAACAGCAGAUUCUCAGCAUAUUAUUACCAGGCAAAGUUUGGCGCUAGCAUUGUGUGCUGCUUGCGUGGAUGUUAACUAUUUCAGCUCUCUGUGUUCCGCCCAAAAAAUAACGAGGCUGCGCGUGGGGAGAAUGAUGGCCACGGCAGCGCCAGAAAGCGGCUCCAGCCUCUUGCCCUUACUGGAGUCCCUAGAGGACAGCACCGCGGGACAGCCAGAGCAAACCGAUGUCUACCUCACCAUAGCCAGCCGUCUCAGCGGAGAGGAAGGAAGGCAGUUUCUCCCUGCAGUCGAGAAGCACUUUUCCCGCCUGGGCAAGGCCAUCUUGACCCACAUCACUGGGCCUAACCCUGAGCUCAGCCAGGCAGCCUUGCAAGCCCUGGGCUUCUGUGUGUACCACGCACAUGUUGUCUCGGGGGUUUCUGAAAACUUUGCUUCAGAGAUAUUAUCAGCGCUUUGUUCCCUGGUUGUGUCCUCGACGGAUAAAAACUCGUGCACCCGGGCAUUAUGGGUAAUCUCCAAGCAGAGCUUUCCCUCCGAGGUCGUGGCCAAGAAAGUGGACCCCCUCCUGGAGAUGCUCGAGCGUGUGAUGAGCCGACGGGACAUCCAGUCGCUGGUGAUGGAGCACGAAGCCUUGAAUGUGGUGAUCAGGUUGCUGGAGCAGGCCCCGGUCCAGAUGGGCGUGGCGGCGGUGCGUUGGUCCAAGCUGGUCAUCCCCAUGGUGGUCCACUCGGCCUCCAAGGUGCGUCUCCGGGCGGCGGCGGCCAUGGAGCUGGGCCUGCCGCUGCUGCUGGAGCGGCAGAACGAGGUGGCCGCCGUCAUCGAGCCUCUGAUGCCCACGAUACUCGUACCGGAGCUACAGAAACUAUUUGCGUCGAAGAACGAAGUGAACGUGCUCAAACUCUGGCCUCUAUUCGUCAAACUCCUGGGAAAGCACCUCCAUCGAGGAGGCCCCUUCAUCAACUCCCUGCUGCACCUGGAGGAGCUGGGCUUCCGCAGCUCCUCGCCCAACGUCAAGAAGAUCGCCUUCAUCGCCUGGAAGAGCCUCAUCGACAACUUCGCCCUCAACCCCGAGAUCCUGUGCAGUGCCAAGCGCAUGAAGCUCCUCCUGCAGCCGCUGCUCUCCAUCCACGUGCGCACGGAGGCCCUGCAGCUCAGCCGGCUGGAGGUGUGGUGGUACCUGGUGGUGCGACUGGGCCCCAACCUGGGCCCCCACUUUGAGCAGGUGUCCAUUCCCUUACUCCAGUGCACCAUACGGGCAGACUCCUCCACCUCCACCCUCCAGGCUGGGACCCCAGUGAGAGGCGCGGGGCAGAACAGCACCCUGGGCUCCUCCACUCCAAAGACCGGCAAUCCCACGUGCUUCAACAGCCCGGCCAACACUCCCCGCUUGAACCUCAGCCUGAGCCAGCAGGCCGGCCAAAGCUUCCCCCCCAUCCAGCUGCUGGGCCUGGAGAUGCUGCUGCACUAUUUCCUGGGGCCGGAGGUUGUUCCCGCUGCAGCGAGGGUCAACCUGCAGCUGACACUGGAGCCGCUGACGCACUCCUUCCUGUCGGGGGGCUCGACCUUCUCCAAGCACGCCGCCCUGCUUAUCUCCAGCGUGACGCACGGAUUCAUUAGCGUCGGAGCAGACGCCCCAGAUCCCCUCCUGGUCCUCAUCUGGAGGAGCCUGGUCAGUUUGGUCAGCUCCACAGUAGACUCGGGGAGCAGCAGUAAGAAGGAGCGGCAGGGCUCGGAGGUGCUGACGCUGAUGCUGCAGGCGCUGCAGACCAUCGCCGCCUCCGAGGCACUCCCCCCCAGCAGAGUCCUGGUCCUCUUGGAGAUCACGGUGAAAGCCAUACACCCCAGGGUGCUGGGCUCCGCGGCCUACCAAGUGGGGAAGAUGGACGUGCUCAAUGGUACCCCAGCACUCUUCCUCAUCCUCCUCCUCUACAACAGCGACAAGCUGUCGACCUACGCAGAAGACGAGAGGUUCUUCCAGUGUCUGAACACGCUGGUGGGCUGUGGGCUGGCGGGGCCCACGUCGUCCCUGGCGUUCGUCGAGGCGGUGCUGGGGGCCGCGGCCCGCAGGGCCUCCUUCGUGCCCAGCAAGGAGCAUCUGUGGCGGAUGUGGAGCGCCGUGGUGACGCCCCUCACGGACGCCAUCACCCAGUCCAACGAGGUGAACCAAGGCGACGCUCUGGAGCACGACUUCAGCGCGGUCCACUCCUCCCUCAUGUUCCCCGUCAGACACCUCCUGCUGGUCGACCCUCUCCCCCAGAUGACCCAGAAGUCCUUGCUGUCGACGUGGUCCAAGCUGUACCGGGUGUUCGCCCGCUGCUCGGCACUGGUGCUCACGGCGGAGGAGAACGUGUCCUGCGAGGAGCUGUGCGUCAGGAUGGCCGCCUUCCUCAACGUAGACACGCUGGCUCGCCCUGCCACCUUGGACGCCGUCUCCGGUAUGCUGCAGGUCAUGGUGGAGUGUGUGGACUUCUCUCCGUACACGCCCACGUUUCAGCAGAAGACCAAGUCCCCCUGCACACCCGUCAACUGGACCCGCAAGAGGAGCCAGGCCCUGGGGAACCUCGCCGCCUUCCAGGCCCUCCUGAUCCAGGCCCUGGAGGCCUUUCUGGUCGCCGCGGGCCCCUCGGAUUCCACCGGGCUGGCGCUGGCCUCCGUCCUGUCCACGCUCUUCAACAGCCUGGCUCAGGCCACGCCCCUCCGGGUGGCGCUGGGCUCCCUGGCUCCGCACCUCGCCGUCCUCUACAGACGGGCCGCUGCCACCACCACCACCAGCGAGACCCCCGCCUUCUCCUCCCAGCUGGUGACGAAGCUGGAGAAGCUCCUGGUGGAGCUGCUGGGCCACCUUCAGAGCCGCUCCACGCUGGACUACGACGACCAGCUUCUGCUCUACCUCGCCCCCCUGCUCUGCGUCGCCUUUCCGCACAAGAACAAGGCCCUGCGCACGCAGGCUACGCACUUCUGGAACGCCACCUUCGCCAAGGCGUCCAGCCUCGCCUACCCUGAGGAGCUGAAGCCGGUCCUGAGCCAGGUGAAGAGGAAGACCCCCAUCAUCCUGCCGGGCUUUGAGGCCGUCGCGGUGUCUGACGAGCACAGCGGACCGUAUUCGAGCGACUGUUCGCAGUUGGACACCAAGCUGAGCGGCGUGCAGAUGCCGUCUGCGGGGAAGAGGGACUCCUUGCUGGGCAGGGCUGCGGAGCUGAAGGACCAGAGCGCCAAGUCCCUCGCCAAACCCGUCUCUACCAAGCUGGACUUCGGCUCUCCCAAGCCCCCCCCCAGGGGGGUGCUGGAGGAGGAAGCCUCCAUCGACUUUGUGUUCAUUCCCCCUGAGAACAAGGAGCGUGUGUUGACGGAGCACCAGAAGGAGGUCAAGAGGACCAAAAGGGGGGACCUCCCUGCCAUGUACAACAACCUGGACGCUUCCCUGGACACCACGGCCUUCACCCAGUACACCCAGAGCCAAGAGGAUUCCACAGAGAAGUUAAUUGCGGAACAACCCAAAAGUGCAGAGUCCCCUGUCAAGGUUGAUGAAAUGGAAGUCGAGGGAGAAUCUGACCUUCUAUACAAGGACACUGAGGACUACACCAGUCCGGGCGCCGCAAAAAACAAGGACCCUGCAGUGGUCGAGCAGGAGGGGGGGGUGAUCCCGGACUCGGCCGACGUGUCCAUGCAGGACGCCCAAGAAAACCCGGAGCCCAACGAGGGCGCCAGCGCUGACGUCUCCGGCGGCUCGGACUUGGUCUCUGGCACCCCUCCGAAGCCCAACAGCAGGAGGCAGUCCUUCAUCACCCUGGAGAAAUAUGUGGAAGGCCAGGCCGCCAGCCCCAUCCAGGUGACCAAGUUCACGGGGCGCCUCACACGCCCCGCCAAAGACAAAGCGAGCCCCGCCCAGGCGGAUAUCUCCUCACCGAGCAGGGAUGAGCCGAUGGCGUCCGAGAUCUCCUCACCGAGCAGGGAUGAGCCAAAGCUGUCGGAGAUCUACUCACCGAGCAGGGACGAUCCGACGCUGUCGGAGACAUCCUCACCGAGCGGGGUUGAGCCGUUGGUGUCGGAGACAUCUGCACCGAGCGGGGUUGAGCCGAUGGUGUCGGAGACAUCCUCACCGAGCGGGGAUGAGCCCAAGCUGUCGGAGACACUCCGGCCCACAGAGUCUAGCUCGCCACCGGACAGCACUGACUCGGACCAAACGAGCAGCGAGCUGGAGGAAAACCCUGCCAAGAGGCAUUCCAGUGGCGGAACAGAAGACGAGGACGAUGUUAUCCCUGACACACAGGCUACUUCCUGGGAUGAGAGCGCAACCGGAAGGACUAAGGAAGAAUCGGAUGGUGGUGCAGCUCCAGAGGAGCAGGAAUCGAAUGGAACCAAUCAAGAGACUGUAGAGUCUGAUGGAUCUCAGGAAGAUGCUAACAAUUCCCAAUCCAUCUCUGCAGAUGCAUCCAGGCGGUCUGGGCGCAUCAGGGUGCGGCCUCGGUUGCCAGGACAAUGCUCAGAGGAUGAGGAGGAGGAGGAGAAGCAGAAGAAGAAGAAGAAGAAGAAGGAUAAAAACUCCCUGGAUUACAAGGGCAGGACUGGUUCUGUCACCGCAAAUAAGGCGGAUGACCUGUCGCCACAAAGCAGGUCUGGCAGGCGGGGGAGACUGGCCACAUCCGAGGUAAACCAAAGCGAAGAAAGUCUGAGGAAGAGUCCUCGGAUUGACAAGAAAAAGUUUUCGCAAUCCGAUUUACCGGCCAGGGGUUCCCGUAAGACGGCGUUGUACAGCCAGUCAUCAUAUCUGCUCGGCUCGGAGGAGGAGAAGCCCCGGAGGAGAAGUGCCAGAGGAGGCGAACACAGCCAAACGGACUCUCAGCCAGAAACGAACACUGAUUCAGACAGCCAGUCCCAGGCAAGGCGGAGUCUACGGAAGAAGGCAGCUGCCACAGAGACUGAAAAGCCUGCGACGGCCAAGCAGCAGGCUAAAGGCUCGGCGGCGGAGAAACCACCCGUACACCCUAGGCUUAGUGCUCCCAAAAAACACGAGCCGCCACCACCAACGGGCUCUCCAGCGCCCCCACACUCUCAGAAUGAAAGCCAGUCCCAGAAAAUGCCAGACGCAAAGACUACGGUUAUCAGUAACUCUGAGGAGUUUGAGCCUGAGAGACAUGCUGGGAAGGUUGAGGCCAUGGCCUCCCUGAGCGCCCCCGUGACGCCUUCACCCGUGAAGCCUGCACCCCAGGCGCCUGCACCCGAGAAUCCUGCAUCUCAAGUGCCUGCAUCUCAAGUGCCUGCAUCUCAAGUGCCUGCAUCUCAAGUGCCUGCAUCUCAAGUGCCUGCAUCCGAGGCGGCUGCACCCGACGAGGCUGCAUCCGAGGCGGCUGCACCCGACGAGGCUGCACCCGACGAGGCUGCACCCGAGGCGGCUGCACCCGACGAGGCUGCACCCGAGGCGGCUGCACCCGACGAGGCUGCACCCGAGGCGGCUGCACCCGACGAGGCUGCACCCGAGGCGGCUGCACCCGACGAGGCUGCACCCGAGGCGGCUGCACCCGACGAGGCUGCACCCGAGGCGGCUGCACCCGACGAGGCUGCACCCGACGAGGCUGCACCCGACGAGGCUGCACCCGACGAGGCUGCACCCGACGAGGCUGCACCCGACGAGGCUGCACCCGACGAGGCUUCAGCUGAGGCGCCUGCUGCACCCGAGACUUCUACAUACAAGGUAGUUACACCUGAAACUAUUGUAUCCGAGGAGGCUACACCCGAGACUUCUGCACCCGAGACUUCUGCACCCGAGACUGCUGCACCCGAGACUGCUGCACCCGAGACUGCUGCACCCGAGACUGCUGCACCCGAGACUGCUGCACCCGAGACUGCUGCACCCGAGACUGCUGCACCCGAGACUACUGCACCCAAGGACGGCACACCUGAGGCUACAUCUGAGGCACCCGCUGCACCCGAGGAGGCUACAACCGUGGCGCCUGCUGCAUCCCAGGCGCCUGCUGCGCCCGAGACUGCUGCACUGCCCUCCCAGACUGACCGCCAGCCCAAACCACGUCGCAGUGAACUUAGCUUGUUAAUAGAGGGCUUGAGUGGGUCAUCGACUGAUGAGGACAAGAGAAGGGCCGGUGCAGCCAACUCAAUCAGCCAGGAAGACUCUCAAGCGCUCACUCUGUCUUCCUCCGGCAGCCAGCUGCAGAACAGACUCAGGCGAAGGGGCAAGGCCUCCGCACAGUCACUUGAGGCUGCUGAGAAAAGCCAAAAUUUAACCGAAAGCGAACUGGAUGCCGAGGCUCAGGCGUCCCCUUCUGCUGUCAGAACCAGGACCAGAAGCAGCUUUCCGCAUGGGGAGCAGGUUUCCCAAACCAUCUUCUCCUCCCUGGAUAAGGCUGCCUUGGCAGCCCGUAAACCAAACUCAGGCCGGGGCAAAUAUCCAAGACGGAGGUCAUCCCAAGCCCUCCUGGCCAACAAUGAGAACUCGGAGUCAGAAUCCUCCGAGACUAGAGAGUCUCCUCCCUCGAAAAAGAAAAUCAGCUAUCAUAAGGCUCCUCUGGUGCCAAGCCCUUUAACUGUACAGAGCGCAGCCAUGGACGAUGCCUCUGAAACCUCUCAAAGUGAUCCCUCACAGGGCACACCCACAAUAAGCCCCUCGAAAACAAAAUCUCUGUUGCAAUCGCAGAAGGAGGCAUUAAUCUCACUUUCAAGGGUGCCAUUGGUUUUCACGGAACUCGAGCAGCAAUGUGAGGUGGGGGUUAUCCCGAUUGUAGCCCUGGAGCAAGUCCCAGAGAAAGCGGGAACCGAGAACACAAAUCCCAUUGCUCCCAACACAGACUUGAAGUGCAAGUUGUCACUAAUAGCUCCAUCUGAAGAAGACUGCGAGCAGAGGCUUUCUCAAGCAAAGCUGGACCCCUCGGACCAGGUUCCUCUGGACUGCGAGUCCACUGAUACAAUAACGGAACGUUCUCAGGAGGUUCUUCUACCCCCUGUUUCCGCUGCGCCCACCUCGGCCACAAACGCCAGCUCGAAUGAAGACGAGGAUGACGGUGACGACGAGGUGUUCACCGACGCUACAGAUCUGUCGUCUGCUCCUGCAGACCAUCGUUCCACGCCGGCGGCGUCCGGCGAGGCCACUGCGAACCAGAGCUCAUCGGCCUCUGGCUCCUCAGAGGAGAAGGUUCAACAUGUGGCUCAACCGGCGCAAGAGGAGGUCAUUGCGGAAGUACCACAGGCGAACUCUUCGGAACCAUCCGGAGUACCGGCAGACGGCAAAGGUUGCGAGGACGCCGCUUCCACCCCGGCUAAACAGGACGAGGGCGCACCUCAAAAGGCCCUAGAUAUACUUGUAGUUGAACAGGAGGUGGGCCAGAUCAGCUCACGGGAAGACCCAGCGGGGUUGGCUGAAGCCACGACGAGUGUCCAGGAUGAAGUCAGGGCAGCACAAGCUAUUCUAUGUCCUCAAGUAGCGGAGGAGGAACCAACCACAUCCUCCCUGUGGAACUCGACGCACGCCGCCAAAGAGGACAAUCACUCUUCUCCUGCAAAGCGCUUGACCCCCGAGGUUGGGUUGGGACUGGAGGUCGCUCAGAGCCCCAGUGGCAGGACCAGGGGGACCUGGUCGCCCUCGGCCUCCCCGUCCUCCAGUAUCCUCAAGAAGGCCCAGAAGAGGGCGCUGGAAGAGGACGCCGCCAUCUCGCCUCUGGUUAAGUCCAGGCGCGUGUCAUUCGCCAACCCCAUCCAGCACCAGGAACUGGCCGACGACAUCGACCGACGCAGUCCCGUCGUCAGGACCAGCUCGCCCAAACGGUUCAAAUCCAACAGCGCCAUCCCGCAGUCUAAGUACGUCACCACGCCAACCAAGGGACUGCUGGUCCUUAGUCCGAGGAACCUCCAUAGCUCCGGGUACAAGAGCUCCAAGAAAUGUCUGAUGUCUGAGAUGAGCCAGGAGCCUAGGGCCAUUCCCAAGGACUGUGUCUUCCCUUCACUGGUUUGCUGCUCUGCACCCAUAGAGGCUGUGCUUCCUCUGAUUUCCACCAACAUGUGGCCCCGUGGGUUUGGUCAGCUGGUGAGGGCUAAGAACAUCCGGACGGUGGGGGACCUGAGUUCACUCAAACCCCUCGACAUCAAGACUCUGCCCAUUCGCUCGCCGAAGAUCACCAACGUCAAGAAGGCUCUUCAGCUUUAUGAGGCACAGCGCAAGAUGCGAGGAUUUGGGGAUGAGUUGAAGAGCUUCGAGGAGAUGGAGAAGAUGAUGUCCUCCUCUGAACCGGAGGAGACCAACACUUCACUCAACCAGGAGGAGGAUGGCAAGACCCCUCACGAGACCCUCGCCACAGAGUUGGUGGACGAAGACCAGCCUGCGGACCAAGAGAGCGUCCUUGCGGAGACGUCGACCCACGACGUGGAGACGGCAACCAACAAGAUGGAGGCAAAGAAGGAGCCUGUGGAGGCCAUGGAGGAGCUGGAAGAGUCGAAGGUAGUGGAGGUGGAGGAGGCCCGUCGGAGCGUGCCGCAGUCCCCCAUCAGGCACCUCUCCCCCGGGGGGCUUCUCUGCCAGGCGGACACCCUGAGCUCCAGCGCCAGCAUUGAGGAGCUGGGUCUCUGCACGGCGGAGCAGCUGGUGAGGCUGCACGACGCCCUGGGCGGCGUGAUGCGCAGCGUGGUGCUGGAGCUCCAGAGCCGCCUGGGUCACAUGGACGGCACGCGCCGAUAGGCCGGCAGCGACAGUACACGGAAAGACAACCCCCCCCCCCCUCAUGACAUUACUGCUGGGUCUGCUCAGGCUGGGUCUGCUCAGGCUGGGUCUGCUCAGGCUGGGUCCUUCUCAAGCUGGGUCCUUCUCAAGCUGGGUCCUUCUCAAGCUGGGUCCUUCUCAAGCUGGGUCCUUCUCAAGCUGGGUCCUUCUCAAGCUGGGUCCUCUCAAGCUAGGUCAUACAAGGGGUUCUGAACCGGCUCGAAUGUUUUUUUUAUUGUUUUUAAGAGUUGACACAUGUAUGGCUGUUUUGUUAGUGUAAAUAUCAAGGAAAAGGGAUUAGUUAAGAGUGGUGUCCAACUAUGUUUGAAGUGAUGGCCAUGAAAAAGCACUUUGUUUUACCCCCGUUCCCCGCAACCGGUCUAGGAAUUUUUCCUUUACCAGACAAACUGACAUUUACCAUUCAACCUCUUCAACACUUGUGUUUUUCAAUUUAUUUCAUUCAUAGGUACUCGUUAUGGGUAACCGCUGCUUCUAUUUUAACACCUCAUCCAUGGCCACUCCUACUUCGCCAGCGCUUGUGUACAUUUCUUGCUAGAAUUUUGCAAUUUGCCCUUUCAAUUAUUUUAUCAUUUGCCUUGCCUAUUUUCCCUUUUUAGUGUCAAAAACGGAUAAUUCGAUUAUUCCAAUGUCUGGGAUUUUUAUCAAUAAAUCACUCAAAUGAG
Molecule: messenger RNA, 9463 nt
Organism: Gadus morhua (Atlantic cod)
Lineage: Eukaryota; Metazoa; Chordata; Actinopteri; Gadiformes; Gadidae
Gene: rif1
Product: replication timing regulatory factor 1
Exons: 35
Coding region: 210-8759 (2849 amino acids)
Biological process (GO): telomere maintenance
Cellular component (GO): nucleus; chromosome, telomeric repeat region
Source: RefSeq, a predicted model, not a curated record